Molecule: messenger RNA, 5080 nt
Organism: Hypanus sabinus (Atlantic stingray)
Lineage: Eukaryota; Metazoa; Chordata; Chondrichthyes; Myliobatiformes; Dasyatidae
Product: chondroadherin-like
Exons: 4
Coding region: 137-2008 (623 amino acids)
Cellular component (GO): plasma membrane
Molecular function (GO): protein binding
Source: RefSeq, a predicted model, not a curated record
CAUUCGCUUGUGGCAGCAGCUGACCACCGUGACAGGCAGCACCCAGGGUGGGCAGACCGUCCAACCUGCCAACUGGCAGCCUAAUCGCUCUGCAGGUCGAACCCUGCGGCGGAAUCGGUCUUUUCCCUCACAGAAAAUGCCGUCCCUCAGGUUCCUCCUCUACUCGGCGGUGCUGGCGCAGUGCUUCACUCUGACGGUGGUGACCUCGGUGAAUGCUUGGUGCCCCAAGGGCUGCAGAUGUUCUGCCCGCAGCCUGCAUGUCAGAUGCACCAACAUCAGCCUGGCCGACAUUCCCGCCCAGCUGGCCAACACCACCACCCAGCUACGGCUCAGUUCAGAGCACCUGCCGGAGAUUCCAGUCAAUAUUUUCACCAACCUGUCUCGUCUGACCAUCCUGUACCUGAACAGCAACAACAUCAGCAGGCUUGCACCAGGUGCAUUCAAUGGACUGGGUGAGCUGCAAUACCUGCACCUCAAUAACAACAGCAUCAAAAACCUCAAAGUUGGCGUCUUUGAGAAUGUAACUGCCUUGGAGUUCCUAUACCUGGAAAACAAUCUCCUCACUGAUAUAGAACCAGGUGUGUUUUCCUCCUUGGUAAACUUGAAUGUUCUUGACCUUAGUAACAACCGUCUCACCACUGUGCUAAACCUUACAUUCAAGAGCCUUUCAGCACUGCGAUGGCUAUUACUCAGUAAUAACCGCAUCACUACCAUCGAGUCAAAGGCCUUCGCUAGCAACAGGGUGCUCAGGAAGCUUUGCCUUGACAACAACAAUCUGACCUCUGUGCCAUUCCGUGGCCUGAAGAAACUAGAAAUCCUAGAGCUUAGCAACAAUAAUAUGUCCAGUUUGAAGUCGAUCAUCUUUGAAGCAAAGUUAAAGUUCCUGAUACAGCUUUAUUUGGACAAUGCACUUCUGGAUGAAGACCCUGCCCAGGCCCUUUCCAAGCUCCGAAAGCUGGAGAUUCUGAGCAUGAGGAACAACCGCCUGGAAACCCUUUCCAACACCAGGUCCUUCAAAUCCGUCAAGCUGUUCAGGUUGAGCGGGAAUACUUGGAGGUGUGACUGCAAGCUGAGCUGGCUCCGAGCCUGGCUUCUGAAGCAGAGGGAGGCAGAUCAGAGGGAGGUGUUCUGCAGCUCGCCCAGUCCGCAUGCAGGGAAACUUCUGGUCAACGUACAGCCACAGUUUCUGACUUGUCCUCCAUACAGUUUUGAAGUCACUACCAUUCCAUCGCUGACAGCCACGAAUAAAACUCUCAUUCCAAGAGGUCCUCCUCUCCAAGGGACUGAUCAGGCCUGGCCAUCAAAGCUCAGCAGCAAACAGGUAACCACAAGGGCUAAUACUACGGAAAAGGCCAAAUCUGUAAACCCGGACCUGUGCCUCUCACACCACAUCAAAGAGGUCACUAUAAGCGACGUGACCUCAAGCUCCCUGCUGGUGAACUGGGAUAUUCUGAAGGACAUGGGUGAAGACUACGAGGUUCGCUACAGCACUGCGACACAAAUGCAAAGCCUUCUCAUGAUUGGGGGGGUUAGAGAAGUGGAGCUGAACCAACUCAGUGCCGGGACAGUUUAUAAAAUCUGUGUGAUCCCUCAGAGUAAGAACACCAAUGACUGUCAUUGGCCUGCUUCCAAUCAGUGCUCCGAAGCACAUACCUUAGGAUCAACAGGAAAUACAGAUAACAGUACACUAGUGGGAGGUGUCACUGUGGUCGUUAUUCUAUUAAUUACCAUUGCUUUAAUUGCUGCCUUCAAACUGAAGUCAAGGCAUGCAGGCUUCCAGAGGCAUUAUGAUGACGAUGCAUCCACAUGUAUUGAACACAUUGAAACAGAGGAAAGCAAGGUGGAUUUUGAUCAUAUUAACAGCGCGUUUGAAGAAGUCCCUGAUGAUAACAAUGGGUAUUUUUUACAUUUGGCUCAAAGUCCAAAGAUUGAGGGUGUGCACACACUGGAAUGCUACGUAGCCCCUGAAGCCAAGCUUGGGCCAUCUUUAAGCAAUGAUAUCUUGUAACACAGAUAUCAUUGUAACCCGACAUCACUGAUGCAUUGCAGGCAAGGCACAAGUCCCCCGAUUCCAAAUGAACUCACGUACCUUUGAAAGGAACAAGGUGUCUUCAUUAAACUAUGAAAGUCAUUUAAUCCUUUCUGAACCAUAUCAACAUUUACUUGGGCAUUGCCUCUUUUUACAGAGAAAUCCUUUGAAGUGGGGAGAAACAAGUCAAGAAGACAUUGAGCUUUCAUGGCAAUUAAACCAUUCAGCAUUUCCUGGCCAGGUUUUAUCAUUAAAUACAAAUCAUGUAAUCAUCCUCUCACUGUUUGAAGAUGCUUACUACAUGCAAAUUGACUGCCAUUUUUCCUGAAUGUGUUUGGCUGUGAAACACUCUGGGAUAUCCUGAGGUUGCAAACAGUAGCUGUAGAUAUGCAAGUUCAGCCAUCUUUAUUUGUGUUUCUGCUCUUUACGUAGUUUAAUCAUUUGCCAGUAAGACAUGGAAGCCAUCUUGGAUUAGUCUCUGAAGUAACUGGGCACCGAGGAGGUUCAAUGUGACAAUGUGUUGUAUUUCCAAAACUAAAGUACACAGUAUAUACUGCCAAGAAAAUGGAUCCUCCAAAUCUGGAGAUAUUGGAGAAAUUUUGGUUAUAAUAAAAUAGUUGCUUUCAACAUAGAUGAUUUCAACAUGGUCUCUCGAGAUGCUGUGUAUCAGACUGCUAUAUAAAAUGAGGUAUAAUACAAGGUCGUGUGCCGUCCUUCACUGCAAUGACAGCAUAAGCAUAGCAAGCCCGGUCAGCCUCUGAGAACUGUAGCAAAGGCAUGGCAACUUGACAAUCAUAACUGACACUGUCAUCUCUCUUAGACUAUUCCAACCUCCCAGACUAUUCAAAGUUCAAAGUACAUUUAUUAUACAUCAUUCAGCCUUGAGCUUUCCUUACUAACAGGCAGCCCUGAGACAAAGAAACUCAAAAGAACCCAUAUAAAAAAAUGAUAGUGGGACACCAAAUGAGCAGAGAAUAAAAAUACAUCAUGCCCAUUAAAAAAGAACCCAUAACAUUUUUUAAAAAUAUUUAACAAAAGACUGAACACUCAAUGUGUAGAGAAAAAAUCAUGCAAACAAUAAUAAUUGCAAGCAAGAAUAGCGUUCAAACUGAAGUCCGCAAGGGGAAUCCCACAGUUCAGCAGAGUUUAGCACAGAGCUGAGUCACGGAGUAGUGAUCUGAACCAGCCAAUCCCUCGCCUCGGGCCCUGACCCCCUGACUUUUUCAAUCUGGCCCGGUGCCUGAAUCUCCAUCCAAACAUCGCGUCCAGUUGCCUCGAUGCGUUCUGGCGCACGGACACUGCCGACUUGAUUCAGCCUGUAGCUGACCUCUCCGAUUCGACGCAGCACUUAAAACGAUCCAAACUCAAGUCUUCCUUGCUCUCGGUGACAAGCCCACCACUUCGCCUUGACUCGGUUCUGCCACAUCCAAUUGCCUUCAAGUCCAAAGGGAAGUUACAGACUAUUAUUUUCAAUGCUCUUUUGCCAGAAAAAAAAUCAUUAACAAAAUAUUUAGUUGUCUUCCUUGUUUCAUUAGCCACCAGCCAGAAGUCAAUGAGUUUCACCAGCGCCAUCUUAAACCAGAAUCCUUUGUAUUUUCUCCAAGACCAGAAGGAUAGAUCUGUCACUGCCUCAUUGUCCAGUGACAAUUAAGGCUGGACAAUAAAUGUCAAUGUCAUUAGAAAUGUCUGGGUUUGUGAAGGAAUAAAUAAGAGAUUAAAGCAGAAUAGUUUGUAUUCCUUAAUGUCAACUCAAACACAAGGAACCUACAAUUAUCUACCAAGAACAAAUAAGCAGAUGCGUUACAAUCCCAUCGUCUUCAAUUCUCACUAACCUGAUAUCGACAUAAUUAACAAAUCCUUCAUAAUAUUCAAAAUUCACCACCCCUAAUCACCUAACGAGACUGAAGCAGUUUGAGAUGAUUGCUCACCACUUUGAGGAAAAUGGCCAAACUGAUUCAAGCUAACAGUAAGGGGACAAUAACUCGAAAUAGCCAUGCAUUACAACAGUGGUGUGCAGAAGAGCGUCUCGAACCUCAUAGUGGAUGCGCUACAGCCGCGGAAGACCACAAGCAGACACACAGUGGCCACAGAGUCUACAAGCCCCGGAUACAUUUCAAAAAGCCACACCUAAAUCACAUCCAGCUCUAAGUGUUAUUAUUGAGCAAAUAGGCUCUUGCAUUCGCUUCAUUCGUUCUAAUUUGUCAGUCUUUCCAUCACAGGAAUUGGGAUGGCAUCACCUUCUACAUCAGUGCUUUGAAAUUAUUUUUAUUCCUUAAUCACAGCUUCCUCUCCAUGUCGUUGACAGGGCAUUCUUACAUUUUCCUUCACUCAGAACAGGGAUCUUCUCUCAGAUCACUUUCCACUCUUGCACCAUAUUCCAAAGACAUUUCCUAAACCCAGACUCCUCUCACCUCUCUCUUGUCCUGAGGCGCUUGCUUGUGUUUGCUCUAAGUUUCCAUAUCCACUAGCACCCAUACCCCUCACGACAAUUUGCCACAAACCCACAGGAUGCAGCAACUGCACAGAACUCCUCUCUUUCUAUCAUCCAUAUACUCAAACACCAUAUCCAACUAAAGUAAUAAUUCUUCCAAUUUGAUCUUACAUUUACACCACACGCUGCACCUACAAAGCAAACAGCAUUGUGAAGGACCCCAUGCACCCCUCACACAAACUCUUCUCAUUCCUGCCAUCUGGCAAAAGGUACCGAAGCAUUCGGGCUCUCACGAUCAGACUGUGUAACAGUUUCUUCCCCCAAGCCAUCAGACUCCUCAAUACUCAGAGUCUAGACUGAUAUCUACAUCAUUUAUUAUUAUAUUGUAAUUUGUCCUCUACUGUGCCUAUUGUUUUGCUUAUAUAAUUAUUGUACUGCCCUGCACUGCACUGUUUUAUGCACUUUAUGUAGUCCUGUGCAGGCCUGUAGUGUAGUGCAGUUUUUAUGUUGUUUUGCGUAGUGUAGCCUUGUGCUGUCUCACAUAGAGGUCCUGGAGGAAUGUUGGUUCAUUUUUACUGUGUACUGUACCAGCAGUUUAUGGUCGAAAAUACAAUAAACUU